GCCACGUUCUGCUUAUUCCUUAUCCAUCAUCCAUCACAGUGUCUUCAUCCAACCGACCAUCCUACGUUCGUUUAUUGUCUUCAUCGAUUGAACAUUCUUCCCGUCGCUGCAUCUCCAUUCCAUCUCUGCUAUCUGGCAGAGCCACAAGCAGCAGACGCUGACCUGAUCGUCGCGAGUUCUCUUUAUCGGAGCCUUCGGCAGUGUUGAGAUUUUAGCGGGGACGUGCAGACCCAGACCCCUAUCCCACAUUGAGCGGACGAAUCGUCGACUUCAUAUUUCCAAAGGUCUCCAGACGAGUUUGUAAAGUCGUCGACGACCGUUCUUCACACCGAUUUUUGAUUCUACUUCAAUCUAAUACUGUACCAAGGCAUCAUGCUUUGGCUAUCCUGCCUGCCGGCCUUGUUGGCCCUCGUCUUCACCACCGUGGUCUCAGCUUACCGACCCCUUCAGUUUGUCAAGCACACCGGAGAAUCUGGUCGCGCCGACCAGGCAUUCAGCCUGGUCAACUACUAUAAUGAAACGACGCAACAAUCCGACCUGUACGUCCGGAUGUGGGCGUUCCGCUAUCAAUCAAGCGCGAAAGGCUGGGCAGCUCUUGGACUUGGGCCACAAAUGAAAGGCGCGCUCAUGUUCAUCACGUAUGGCGACCCGGCGACCGAUUCUCUGACUUUGACCGUGCGCACUGCUGACGGCCAUCAUCCGCCCCGACCUAUGCCUGAAAUGAAGGACUUCUAUUCCGGCGAGACUCCCGUUGUGGACGUCGUCUCAACGCGCUUCGAAGAGUACACGGGCCAGUUUUUCCACGAGGGACUGCAACAGAAACCUUCGCACUUAGGUAUCGCCGAGUUCAUCGUCCGUGGGUACGAAACCUGGACGGCGGCCGAACUCGGCGUGCAGAACGACACGACCAAGCAGUCCAUGAUAUGGAGCAGUAACUUUAAGCAGGACUUUGGAGGCGACUUUUCUGUCGAGCGAAGCAUCGACAUGCACCAGUUUGGACUCGGCUUUGGUUUUAUUUGGGCUGAUCUGAAGAACGCCCUUUCUCCUUUUCCAUUUUUCGGCCCGAUCAAUGAGUUGUCGGGCCAUCAGGGCGUGAACGAGAUUGGUGACCCGGCCGAACCGACCUCCGACGAGCUGAAGGCUGGCGCUGCUAUGAUUGCAUCACAGAAAGCCGCUGUCGAUGGUGGAAGUGGCAGUGAUACAGCUGCUGAUAUUGAACCAGUCGACAAGACACCAACUGACCAAGCCGGCGCGGAUGACGGGACCAAGGUCGAAGAGCCGGUCAAGACGGUCAAGCAGUGGAAUAUUCGGUCAAUGAUGUGGCACAUCCACGGCUUUCUCAUGACAAUAUCCUUCCUCGUCCUAUAUCCACUGGGCGUGUACUUCCUGCGCUCCCCGCGCGCGACGGCCUUCAACCUCCACUGGACCAUCAACUGUUUAUCCAGCGUCUCCGUCGGCCUGGCCGCGCUCAUCGGGUUUGUCAAUUCGCGGUCCAUCAGCAUCACGCACCAGUACGUCGGCAUCCUGAUCGUCUGUGGGUUGUGCGUGCAGACCGUGCUCGGCUGGCGCCACCACGUCGUGUACAUCUCAUCCUCCCCCCACGGCGGGCGGCGGACCUGGAUGUCGCUCGUGCAUCUCUGGCUCGGCCGCGUAGUCCUGCCGUUCGGCAUGAUCAACAUCGUCACGGGAUUGUUGUUAAGGCAUUACGGCUGGUUGACCGUCAGUCUGACCAUCGCGCUGGCGGCCGUCGAAGUCAUCGUGCUCACGCUCGUCGUGGGACGCGCCCGGAAUAGGAGGCCCGCCGCGCAGCAGCACAAUAAGGCUGCGCCGCCGAUGGGCGCGGAUGAGGCCGAGGAGUAUUUCCAGCUCGGCGGCGACGAGGACGACGAAGAUGCCUUCAGUGAUGAAGACGAGGCGGGCAGUGCGGAUCGCGCGAAGAGAGACGCUGAACGGGACGAGCAGGCCAAGCGGUUGGCCCGGUUAGACAAGGUCUGAUGCUUAUGCGAGUAUCGGAGUUUGUCUUGGCCUCGCUCGCCUCAUCUCACGUCGUUUCAUUUCGUUACAUUCUGUUGGAUAUAAGUACUCGGGGAAAUAUACUCGGGGCAAAAGGCUUUCUUCGGGCAGAGAUCUGGUGAGUAAUGCUAGCGGGGUCUAUAUUGUGCUGUAUGAUGUUUGUUCGUGGUAAAUUAUGAUAUUUUCUCUACGAAAGAGACCGGGCACAACCGGGGUAGUUAUGUAUCAUUAUAAUUUCUGGACCGACCUAUGGUUUGCUACUCG
Molecule: messenger RNA, 2277 nt
Organism: Exophiala xenobiotica
Lineage: Eukaryota; Fungi; Ascomycota; Eurotiomycetes; Chaetothyriales; Herpotrichiellaceae
Exons: 2
Coding region: 373-1995 (540 amino acids)
Source: RefSeq, a predicted model, not a curated record